GACCAACAGCAGCCCUCGUCAGCCCGUCAUGUCCGUGAACAUCACCACCACCCGGCUGACUGUCAGGUGUGCGUCCCAACACGUUCGUGCUGGCACCCCGACAUGCAAGCGCAGGACCUUUUUCAGCUCCAUCUUCAGCGGGCCGUCGACGGUCAAGAGGCGCGCAAGACGUGACGAGGAGAGCCCCGCGCUGCCUACGCCCACGCGCGAGUACCACCCCACGCCUAUACCCCACGAAAAGUUGAUCCACAGUCCCGCCAACGCCGGCCAGGUCGAUGCAUAUCCUGUAAAAACUAUCGCCGUGAGCAUAGAGGAGAACCUACGCACAUUCGAUACCGUAUUUCUGCGUGACAGCUGCACGUGCCCAAGAUGCGUGGAUCCAGACAGCAAACAGAAGCUCUUCCAAACCUCCGACAUCCCGCAAGAGAUAGAGGGGAAAGCGCGGACGGUGCAGGAUGAGAAAAAGGGCUGGGUAGUCGAAGUGGAGUGGCAGAACGACGUGCCUGGUUAUGGCCCGGACCACCGCACAACGCACUCCAUCGACUGGCUCCGGCGAGCCCUGAACACAGAAGUAGAACUCCGAGGCGGCGUGCGGUACGACGACCGAGUCCUCUGGGACCGAGACACAAUCACCAAAAACAACAAAUGGAUCGAUUACGCCGACUGGAUGUCGCAAGACACCGUCCUCUUCGACGCCCUCACCCACCUCAACAAAUACGGCCUCCUCUUCCUGAAAAAUGUACCCGAGUCCGAAACCUCCGUCGUCUCCAUCGCUUCCCGCGUCGGCACGCUCAAAGACACCUUCUACGGCCGCACCUGGGACGUUCGCUCCAAGCCCAAAGCCGAAAACAUCGCCUACACGCCCCAGUUCCUGGGUCUGCACAUGGACCUGCUGUACACUUCGAACCCACCACAUCUCCAGCUCCUGCACUCCCUGCGCGCCCGCACGCCCGGCGGCGAGUCCUUCUUCAGCGACGCUUUCCACGCCGCGGCCAAGCUGAACGAGCAGAGCAAGACGCAUUUCAGGGCGCUCUGCACGUUCCCGGUGACGUAUCACUACCACCAUGCGGAGCACCACUACCACUACACCCGCCCGACCAUCGAGCUGCAUCCCUACCCCAAGUACAGCGAGCCCACGAAUCUCGCGCUGCACCGCGUAAACUGGAGUCCGCCGUUCCAGGGUCCGUUUGAGGCGCGCAUUGGCGGCGAGAGCCAGACGGCGCUGCGGAAUUACCUUGCUGCGGCUAAUGCGUAUGAGAAGCUUCUGAGUCAAGAGGAGAACUUGUUUGAGUACAGGCUGAAAGAGGGAGAGUGUGUGAUCUUUGAUAAUAGGAGGGUGUUGCAUGCAAGGAGGGCGUUUGAUGCGACCAAGGGCGAGAGGUGGUUGAAGGGAGCGUAUGUGGAUGACGAUGUUUUUUUCUCCCGGUUGAGGGUGUUGGAGGAGAGGCUGGAGGGGAGGUGGGUUGCGGAUGGGGUUGUGAGGCCUGUGGUCUAGCGGAUGCACGUGUCUUUGACGUUUUUGGGUGGGAAAGGCUGUGUUGCAUAGUGGACGGAACAUGGGUCAGCAUCGUUUUGCAUAGUAGCAGCGUAUUGAAUAGAC
Molecule: messenger RNA, 1600 nt
Organism: Paraphaeosphaeria sporulosa
Lineage: Eukaryota; Fungi; Ascomycota; Dothideomycetes; Pleosporales; Didymosphaeriaceae
Product: Clavaminate synthase-like protein
Exons: 1
Coding region: 29-1495 (488 amino acids)
Biological process (GO): carnitine biosynthetic process
Cellular component (GO): mitochondrion
Molecular function (GO): oxidoreductase activity
Source: RefSeq, a predicted model, not a curated record